Molecule: messenger RNA, 891 nt
Organism: Anopheles aquasalis
Lineage: Eukaryota; Metazoa; Arthropoda; Insecta; Diptera; Culicidae
Biological process (GO): detection of chemical stimulus involved in sensory perception of smell; sensory perception of smell
Cellular component (GO): plasma membrane
Molecular function (GO): odorant binding; olfactory receptor activity
Source: RefSeq, a predicted model, not a curated record
AUGAAGUUUCUUGAGAUUGAAGAUCCUUGUGAGGUGCUGCCGAUUAGCUGUCGGUUGCUGCAGCUCUUCGGUCUCGGACGGGGUGACAAGUUCAAGUGGUUCUUUUGGAUUCAAUGUGCGUUCUACGUUCCAUUUAAUAUCGUUACCAGAUUUAUGGCGGACUUCGAUACGACGAUCGCACUGUUCCGUAAUGGCUCGGAGAUACUUUUCGUAGCAUUGAUGUUCUCCCAGAUUAUAGCUUUCUUCUACAAUCUAGAUAUUCGUCACAAUUUGGUACACUACACGAUCUACAUCAUCGCCAUCGGAAUGCUUGCUAUCACUGGUUCCUUAUCUUUGUGCACCAAGGAUGUAGUGGACUUUGGGACCAUCAGAACCACUGCGCUGAUGUUUGAGAUGCUCGCUAUGCAAAUACGGGAGCUUCCCCGACAAAUCACUCAGCACCAUCUUAAAACCAUCAUCGAUUCACAUCAGACCGUUCUGCAAUGUUUCAGAAAGCUGCAACAAUCGCUCAGCCUUGCUUUGCUCAUCCAGCUAGCCUUCUUCAGUGCAGUCUGGUGUUUCAUACUGGUCUACAUUCUGUUGAUGGGUCUGAAUACCGAAGUGCUCAAUCUCUGUAUCUACCUGAUAAUCAUCACGGUUGAAACAUACAGCUAUUGUUCACUGUGUACUGAGCUCAGCACUAAGGGGAAUGAGAUUUUAUUGGCACUGCAGGAGCUUCCUUGGUAUGAGCAACCAGUGAAGAUCCAACAACAAAUCCUUCUGAUGAUCAGACGCUCGCAAGUGUCUACCGUACUAACAGCAGGGAAGCUCGUCUCCGUCAACAUAGCCCUCUUCAGCUCGAUGAUACAAAAGACCUACUCCUUGUACCUGAUUAUGAAGGACAUCUUUUAA